Molecule: messenger RNA, 1968 nt
Organism: Thyridium curvatum
Lineage: Eukaryota; Fungi; Ascomycota; Sordariomycetes; Thyridiales; Thyridiaceae
Exons: 3
Coding region: 1-1968 (655 amino acids)
Biological process (GO): poly(A)+ mRNA export from nucleus
Cellular component (GO): nucleus
Molecular function (GO): RNA binding; protein binding
Source: RefSeq, a predicted model, not a curated record
AUGGCUCCUCCCACCGGCCCGCGCAACCCCACAACCACCCAGAGCAGAAAUACUAGAAGCACUACCCGCGGUACUGCCAACACCAAGGGCGCAGGAAUCUCGAAACGUCGAUCUGGACCGAGUCGAAUCGAUAGAGAUGGCGACCUGACGAUGGGAGCCGUUCCCGCGCCCAACGGCGACAACAAGAAGUCAGCCACUGGUCGUGGACGAUCAGGCCCGAGGACAACACGGCAGAAGGCCGUCGCCGCAGCCGAACAGAAGAUUGUCAGGCAUCUUGGUGGCGCCGGUUCCGACCUCGCCGCGCGUAUAUCCGACCUACCAAAGAAGAAAGUGCCGGUCAGAAAGGUUUUCAAAGUCCUCGGGCUAGACAAGAGCAAGGCCGCCAACAACUCCGACCGAGGAGAACGGUCGGCACUGGAAUUCUUGGAGAAAAAGGCAUCUCAUAUCGGCGGGCGAAAAGUCACAAUCGUAAAGUCACACCUCGACCGUGACUUUACUCUCUUCAUCAUGAUCAACGAACAGGACGCCGACGAAAUCAUCAAAGUGAACAACUUUCAGUUCGCCGGAUCGACGCUCAUCAUCGGUGAGGUCGAUGGCGGCUGGCCCUCUCACUGGAAUCGAGAAAUGAAGUCCAAACCAGGUCUUUCAGCAGACACCAAGGAGCGCAAGGCCCAACUACAGCAAGUUCUGGGUCAGCGGUACAAUAUCGAGAGGAAACUCCUUGAUCUCUCCGCCCUUGGACAAGAUCCCAUUCUCAUCGGCAUGGGUUAUCUUGAGGACAAGGAGAGAGCCGAGAAGACCUUCAAGGUGCUCAUGGCUAUCUGCGAUGAGACCUUCCCCACAGCAAAGGCAAAGCGUGAAGCAGUCGAGAGCGUUAGCCUCGCGAACAACAGCAUCGACUGGGUGGGCCAGGUAUUCGCUCUGGCAGAGACAUUCCCAGAUCUGAAACACCUCGACCUAAGCGGAAACCAGUUCAACUCUCUGAAGAGUCUCGGUCGCUGGCGUGGACAGUUCCGCGACCUCGAAACGCUUCUUCUCAACGAGAACCCUAUUCAAGUCGCCGAGCCCAACCACCAAGCCGAGGUGCUCGAGUGGUUCCCGAAGUUGACAACCCUGAGCAACGUUCAAGUCCGAACACCCGAACAAAUCGCUGCUAUGGAAGCUGCCAAGGCUGCCUCGCGUCCGUCUCCAUUACCACAACAUGGUGCCGAUUUCCGCGAUCAAAGUGGCAUUGCAGAGGCGUUCUUGACGCAGUUCAUUCCAAUGUAUGACUCUGACCGAACGCAGCUGGCAUCAUUCUGCUACGAUGAGACCAGCACCUUCUCCCUCAGCGUUACAACCCAUACGCCUCGGAAUCAGGGUGAAGCAGUCCUACCUUGGGCCGCCUACUUGAGAUAUUCUCGCAACCUCACAAAAAUCACCCACACCGCUGCUCGUGUACAGCGUCUUGUGCGAGGUGCGAAAAUGAUCAGCGAGAUGUGGAAAACACUCCCGGUCACUAAGCAUCCCGACCUGAAGACCGAGUUCGGCAAAUACAUUGUCGACUGCCACCCGCUCUCUGGCAUUCCCGACCCUUCCGGCAAUAGCCCGAUGGGUGUCGACGGCCUGAUCAUCUCUUUGCACGGCGAAUUCGAAGAAAUCGACCCAUCGAGUGGGAAGACAGGCAAGCGAAGUUUCACACGAACUUUCGUCCUCGGCCCUGGUGCCCCUGGCCAGAGUCCCAUCCGUGUUGUCAGCGACCUCCUCUCGCUGAGAGCACACAGCCCGGUGCCGCAAGCCACUCCGACUUCAAGCGAGAUGGAGCAGAAACAGCAGAUGGUUGCCGAGCUAUCCAAACAAACCAACAUGAACCCACAAUACUCGGAGAUGUGUCUGAACGAAGUAGGAUGGGACUUCACAAAGGCACUGGCUAAAUUCGCCGAGAUUAGACCAAAUCUCGGACCAGAGGUCUUUAUGGCGACAGCUUAG